AUGAAGUUCACCUCCAUUCUCCUCACCCUCAGUGCCUCGGUCACUCUUGUCUCGGCAGGCGACUACUAUUGUCCCUUUGCGCAGGAUAACUCGGGGAUGAUCCAGCAGCCGUAUUGCUGUGAUGGGUUCACGGAUUCGGAGGGAGGGUCGGUGGCGAAGGAGGGGCAGAAUUGCCAGUCGAUGACUACGUGGGUGGAUGAGUGUCCUAAGGGUGGUUCGGUUAAGUGUUGUUAUACUAUUGGCCCGGUGUAUAUCUGUACUGCGGAGGCGGAGCAGAGUGAUGAUUAG
Aspergillus sclerotioniger CBS 115572 is the source of this 288-nucleotide messenger RNA. RefSeq lists its product as uncharacterized. NCBI's taxonomy places the organism in Eukaryota, Fungi, Ascomycota, Eurotiomycetes, Eurotiales, Aspergillaceae. The transcript is spliced from 3 exons. The record is from RefSeq and is a predicted model, not a curated record. The coding region runs from base 1 to 288 and encodes 95 amino acids.